CGCCAUGUUGGAGUUUGCAUGUUUGCUCAGAAAUCGAUUUUGAAGUGUGUCUCCGGUCGUCGUACCGCCGCGUCAAAAAGAGAUUGUGAAGUUUUAGCAAGUUUUGACAAUUGAAGUCGCGCGCCGUCCUCGUCGCGCAGAGGGGACACGGUGACGCAGAGCCAAAUUUGCAAGUGGCAAGCCGUUUUUCUUUAUUAUUUCUACGGUGUGGUGGCCCCCUCCAAGAGAAAGGGCGCAGCGAGUAGUGGUGGCGCUGCAGGUUUUUGGGAAGCGAAUUUUUUGUGCAGCGCGGCCCUGGUGCUGUCACGGAACAACCGCUGCUGGGCUGGCCCGGAACGUAGCCCCAUCGGCCCCAACAGCCCUCUUGCUGGGCGCGACGGAGGAAGGAAACGGUCGACAAACAGAGCACGGAAGGAGAGCGCGCGCGUUUGUUCUGGGCGCGCAAUCUGACCGACCCCGACACACAUGACGGAUUGUGCGUUCCCGGCGUGUGUGCGUGUGUGUGCAUUUCACUGGCGGUGUCUCUGCUGCUACAACAAGACGACGGCGGAUGGUGUCAUGGUCGUGUGCAGAAGGAACGAGCUACUAGCCGCCUAAAAUUGACACCCACCAACACGCUAAAACUGAAGGCACGUCCAAAACCAAACGCGCAGGAAGGUGAGCUGUCGGUGCUGCACCCUCCGGGUCUCUCAUCGCAGUAGCCCGCGUCCCCUUACUUGCUCGAUGCCGCUAGCAGCAGCCACGGCAACCGUGCGCAUUCCAUCAUACGGCUGUGGAUUGAAAACAUCUUCCCGAAGGCGAAGACGGCGACGAACAGCAGCAGCAGCAUCUGUGCUAGAGCAAAUUUCCAACGCGCCAAGACGCUAACCACAAUCCUUCGCUGCAAUCGAGCGAGAGAAAGAGAGAAGGAGAGAGUACGAGAGAAAAGUACGCAUUAAAAGAAAGUGCGACGCACUAUUGCCGCGCGCUGCACGGCCCAACUUUUACAACUUCCACGCUAAGACGCGCGAACAACGCACUCGUGUCUCGGUUUAACAUAUCGACAGUUACGGAGAGAAAGAGGGAAGCACGGUGAAGGCGAACGUCGACUAGAAGAAGGAAAAAUGCAGAAGAAAAUAAUACAGCAGCAGUUGCCGCAAGUGCGGAAGGUCUUCACGACCACCACGGCCCAGCAGCACCAUAGCCAGCAGCCGCAGCAUCAGCAGCAGCAGCUGAACGCGGUGAAAAAGAUCAACAGCCUGCUGCAGAGCGGUUCGGUCAGCGUGACGGGCAUUCCGUCCGGCCAGCAGCAGCAGCGCAUCAUACACAAGAAACCCCUCACCCCGGUCACGGUGUCGAGCGCGAGCAACAACAGUUUCGCGGGCAGACCACUGCACAAAUGCUACAUCUGCGGGGAGAAUGCGGGCGCAAACGCGACCCUCAUCUCGGAAGCGUCCACCACGACCACGCAAACCGAGUACGUGGUGAAGCUGGCGAAGGUGAUCGGCUCGGACUACUCGGUCGUGCUGACGGUGGAGGACGUGAUCUGUCGCCGGUGCAUCAUGCUGCUGAACCAGUACGACAAGCUCGAGUCGGAGCUGGACACGCUGCGCGGCACGCUGCUCGGCUUCAUCCACAAAAAGAACAACAUCCCGGACGAUGCGGAUGCGUCCGGCAUGCUCGGUUCGCCGCCGUCCAAGAUGCCGAAGCUGACGCCCAUCAGCUCGGCCGGUAGCGGCGGCACGGUGUCCACACCGAUCGGUAACGUGAUGUACAAGGUGGCCAGCGGCGGGCAGCAGCAGCAGGUGGGCGAAAACUUCCUAUCCACGUCCGGGUCCGAUCUGAACACCAGCAAUACCUCCGACGUGGAAGCGCAGCUGACGAGCAUGUUCGAGAAGGGCUCGACGGCAUCGCCCGGCACGUCCGGCCAGCAGCAGCAGCCCGUCAAGCAGCACAUCGUCGUGACCACGAACAAUGGCGGCAUGGUGGGGGCAGAAAACGCGACAGUAGGCACCACCACCACCACCACCACCGUCGGUGGGCUGGCCGCGAACCGGAAGGGCACCAAGAUGUACAAGUGCAUACCGUGCGGAUUCAAGACGACCGACCUGUCCCAGUUCCAGCCCCAUUACGCGACCUGCCCGCCACGGCUCGCCGGGCUUGCCGCGCAGAACGCGAACAGCCCGAACGCGACCGCCAACACCACCACCACCACCACCACCACCACUACCACGACCGGGUACCGGUGCAAGCUGUGCAAGCUUGUGUUUGCCAACGUCGCCUUGCUGAAGCAGCACAGCCUGCAGGAGCAUCAGCAGCAGAUGCAGCAGUCCCAGCAGAAGACGAUCGUCACCACCACCACCGCGUCGUCGGCGGCAGCGGCCGGUGCCGUGACGCAACAGGACCACCACCACCAGCAGGGCUCAACCGGCGGCAGCACCGUCUACUCCUGCACGGUGUGCAACACGUACAAGACGACGGACAAGCAGGCGUACGACGACCAUCUGCGGAAGCACAUCAAGCUAAAGCCGUUCAAGUGUCGCGUCUGCCUGAUGCGCUUCGAAACCCGCGAACAGGCGUCGAUCCACGCGAAACAGCACCAGCCGGACUAUUUUAAGUGCGGCAUCUGCAACGUAACGUUCAGCAAGCGCGAGCAGCUGAUGAGCCAUCUGGAGGUGCACGAGUCGGCCAAGAAGCCGGUGAAACAGCCGACCCAGCAGCAGCAGCAACAACAGCAACAACAACAACAGCAGCAGGAGCAACUGCAACAACAGCAGCAACAGCAACAACAGCUCGCGACCGUAACCGAUUCCUCCACGCAGAAGCUGCUCCAGGCGUCGAUCGACGAAGCGCUGCGGGGCACGAUCAGCGAAUCGAUGGGCGACUCGAACGUCAUCCAGUUCUACACCUGCAACUCCUGCUCACUCACAUUCCUGAGCGAACCGCUGUACACGCAGCACAUCAAGACGCACACGGCGGGCACUGCAGCGGCAGCAGCACCGGCCGCGAUAGCUUCGGGCGUCGAGCAGCAGCUGCAAGCGCACCAGGGCCACCAGUCGCAGCAGCUAAUGCAGCUGAACAGUGGUACGGGAGGCGUGCGGAAAUCGAUUGCCACUUCCGCCGCCGUCGUGAACAAUGCGUCCUCGACGGAUGGCACUAGCAGGAUGAUCACGACGACGAGCGGCAGCAGCAGCAACACCACCACCGCUAACAGUGGGUCAAACGCUGGCUCGAACACAAUUACCGACGGCGAUCUCGAGAGCAUCUUCGAGCGGAUGCACUCCGAAUCGAAGGGAUCCGAUUCGCGCACGUCGACGACGACGACCACGACGACGGAAAGCAACAACGUGAUCAUAACGAAUCAGGACGGUUCGACCGGAAACAUUACGUUUAACAUUACGCUACCCCAGCAGGAAGAUGGAACGUACGAGCAGCAGCAGCAGCAACAGCAGGAACAGCAACAGUCCGUGGGAAUCGAUAUGCCAACGCUCGACCAAGGAGACGAUCAGCACCAGAAGGAUGAGCAGCAGCAACAGCAGCAGCACAUGCAAAGCAUGCCCGUCAGCAUGCCCAGCCUGGACGAUGACGGCGAGCAGUCGCAGAACAGCCAAAACUCCAACACGGAGAACGUGCCGAUGGAGCUGGAGGACAUGCAGGGCGGCGAAGGCCAGCAGAUCAACCUGAUCCUGAACGAUGGGCAGGUGCUGCAGCUGGACAAUCACAUCCUGACGACGGACGCGGAGGGCAACCAGAUACUGGUGCAGGGCACGGACUCGGAACAGAUCCAGCAGCUGCUGCAGAGCGUCGGCGUGGUGAUGCAGGGCGGCGAGGGGCUGGGCGAGGGCGAAACGCUGCAGAUGAUUAGCGGCGACGGCAACAACCAGAUGAUACUGGUGCAGGGGGCCGACGGGCAGGAGCAGCUGAUCGACGCGUCGCUGCUGAACGCGGACGGCAACAUCGUCAUCCAGCAGUCGCAGGAGGGCGAGCUGAACGCGGAGGGUACCCACAUUACGACCGAGGACGGGCUGCAGAUCCCCGUCUCGGUCGCGUUCACCACGGCCGGCGGUGAGGCGGGCCACGAGGGCCAGCUGACCGUGUCGGUGGCGGACGGUGGCGAGCAGCAGCUGCAGCUGCACCUGCAGCAAGCAGCCGAAGGAGAGGAUGGGCAGCAGCAGCAGCAUCACCAUCAUCACCACCAUCACCACGGUGGGGAUGGCGGCGGUGGUGACCAUCAGCAGCAGGGAGCGAUCCUUACCGAGAGUGGACAGAUCAUCCUGCAGGCGAAGGAGCACGACGAGGAGGCGACCAUGAAGGUGACCGGCGAGGAGAACGGUUCGGCCAUCGCCAGUGAGGACGGGGCGGCGGCCGCGGACGGCGGUGGCCAGACGAAUGGUGGGGGCGCGGAAACGACGAACGGCUCGAACGGCACGACCGUCACGACGACGACGACAGCUACCUCCGGGACGGCGGGUACGAACGUCGUAACGUCCUCCAAUGCCGGUGACGAUCAGAUGUUCAACUUUGACGAGCUGAUCCAGCCGCAGAUCGUCAUCAAGCAGCAGCAGGUUAAAUAGGUCCAUUAAUGAUAGUUUUUAGAGAGGAUACGUACGACAUAAUCAUCUUUCAUAUUGGGCUUGGAAUCCAGACGGCUUCCUUUCCUCCAUAUACAUAUGGUUCACCUUGUCAGGUGCGUUUGCAAGCUGCACUUUUAAAAGCACCUCUUGGUGAGUGGCUGCCGCGGCCUACAUUACGGGAUCCAUCCGGCGCUAUCCCCAAGCAGCAGCAACACAGCCACAACCACGUGACCUUUCCUGGAUUCAGCAGGAGUGGCAUCUGUAAAACAGAGGAAAGGACACACACACACAUACAUAUAGGUUGCGGUUGCACAUCCCAAGCAAAAGAGAGAGAGAGAGGCCGAUCGCGGCGCCGUGUAAAUGUUAUUAGCUUGUACUAGCCUUUGGUUUGUCACACGGAAAGAAUGCUAUAAAUGAUGUGUGUGUGUGCAUGGUGUGUGUUAGAUUGCAUCUCGUUACAUUGUACAUAUUUUGGCGUAAACACACACGCACACACACAUACACACACACUACUUUCUAAUCUACUCUGAAUUUCAAACCGUGUCGCCGUGGAUGCAAAGAAUGGGAGCGCGUGGACGAAUGAAUGAAAUUCGUCGCAUUAAUUAGGGCGAAUAAUAUUACGCUAAUAGAAACUACACACACAGGCAGUGAGAGUGCGUAAAGAGAAGAUAUGGAUGAUCAAUACGAUGUUUGUUGUUAUGCAUUCUAAUGCAACACACACACACAUGUGAGCUACUGUUUUCAGGGGGUGGUUGAUAUACGUGUGGGCGAACCACUUAGUCGAAGUGUAGAAAGAGGAAGAUAAUGCAGUGUGCCCGUUGGGGAACGCACACACACACAAACACACCCCACCCAGACACAGCAACAGAGCGUGUAGUUUCAUUUGGAGCAUAGCUUUUCUCGAUUAUGAAGGGAAAUUUACGACAACAAGAUAUGAUGGCAGGCGCGCGCGCCUGCCUGCCUACCUGUACAGGAAAUUUGUUUCGGUUUGUUUUAACCGUAAGAUUUUUAACGAUAACAAAAAAAAAAACAAUGAUAAAAGGACGCUGCAGCGGGAAGAAAGGGUCAAUACGGUUCAGCCAGUGGCUUUUCCCGACCAAUUAGAGGAACGCGAAUUUUUAGUUUGGUUUGCGUGGAAUGUUGCUUUAAUGCAAACCUCUGGCAAAUGCUUUGGGCAAGAAGUUGCAAAUUAUUUUAACACACAUACACACACGAUCAAUAAUUCGUUAGGGCAUCAUGCAUAGCUUUUAUUGAUGACCGCAAGCGCGCAGGGAGUAGAAAACAAAGAGCGAAGGAAACACAAUCCUUUGCACACACGCACGCACGUACGGUAUCAUUUCCUUUCAUGUUCUCCUUCAUUUACACACACACACACGCACGUGCACUCGAACACUUUCUUCCUUUCAUCAACUUUUUAGAAACAACUUAUAUUACUUUUAUCAUUUAAGCUAAUACUAAUGCAUAUAUAUUAACAACAAAAACAAAAGCUAGCUUUCAAUGCGAUAAAAAACAAUUAUGCGAGCGUGUGUGUGCGCGCAUAUGACUAUGUUAGCAUGCAUGUGUGUGUGUGUGCGCGUGUGUGUGUGUGUGGUGUGUUUGCGAGGGAUGAACGAAGCCUCGAAUGAAUGUGGAAAUUUAUGGAUUGUAAGUUUAAUAUUAGCUAUUUGUUAACAUACCAGAAAACGCUAGAAUAAUAAAGGCUCAAGAGCAGAGGAAAUGCA
Anopheles arabiensis is the source of this 6274-nucleotide messenger RNA. RefSeq lists its product as uncharacterized. Gene Ontology annotation, molecular function: DNA-binding transcription factor activity, RNA polymerase II-specific; RNA polymerase II transcription regulatory region sequence-specific DNA binding. The record is from RefSeq and is a predicted model, not a curated record. The coding region runs from base 1104 to 4553 and encodes 1149 amino acids. Gene Ontology annotation, biological process: regulation of transcription by RNA polymerase II. Gene Ontology annotation, cellular component: nucleus. The transcript has 5 exons. Lineage: Eukaryota; Metazoa; Arthropoda; Insecta; Diptera; Culicidae.